UCGUGUUCAUGUCAGCCUGAUCUGGCCCAUACUAGACCACCCGGUCCAUAUGUGACGGGUGCUGAUCCUCCCCUCCAGCGACGUGCGACGCCCGAGUCUCUUCUUGACGCUUCAACGCAGCCAUGGCGAAUUCUCUGUUUCGCAGCCUUCGAAGAGCUUCUUCUCUUCUCAAAAUUCCAUAUUCUGCUUCGAUAUCUCUCAGGUCAGUUGUCAGAACUCAAACACCGACUUGCUAUCCAUUUAAACAAUUUAUCCCGCUCGAGCAGCAAACCCCUGCAUCUGUUUACAGAAACUUCAGCCAUGGUUCUGUUAACCUUGUGAUAUCGGGGGGGAAAACUAAGUUCGAAACUCACGAGGUUGACCCUCCAAAGAAAGAGAAAUGGAAGACCAAAAAGAGGUUGAAGCAACAGAGGAAGAGAGAGAAGCAGAAGAGAAAAGCGGCAAAUAAGAAGGACCCUCGUCGGCUUGGUGUCAAGGGGAAGAAGAAGCAGAAGUUCGCCGAUGCAGAAGAGAGAAUCAAGUACAAGAUUGAAAAAGCCAAAAUUAAGGAAGCAAUGCUUAUUGAAAGACUCAAGCGAUAUGAAAUUCCCAGAGUUCAGGGCCCUUUGGCAAAACCUGAUGGCUUGACUGGGGAAGAACGAUUUUAUUUGAAGAAAAUGGCUCAGAAAAGCACUAAUUAUCUACAAGUUGGAAGAAGAGGAUUAUUUGGAGGUGUAAUUCUUAAUAUGCACAUGCAUUGGAAGAGACAUGAGACUGUUAAAGUCAUUUGCAAGCCCUGUAAACCCAGCCAAGUGCAUGAGUAUGCACAGGAAAUUGCCAGAUUGAGUGGUGGCAUUCCAAUUCAUAUAAUUGGAGAGACACUCAUAUUUUAUCGAGGAAAGAACUAUGUACAGCCUGAGGUUAUGUCGCCAGUAGAUACAUUAUCCAAGAAAAAGGCACUUGAAAAAUCCAAGUAUGAGCAGUCACUUGAGUCAGUGAGACGCUUCAUUGCUAUUGCCGAGAAGGAAUUAGAGCUAUAUUAUAGGCACGUUGCACUCUACGGUGACCCAAAUGACCGUAAUCCCUUGUCAAUAUUGGAACGUCCAAGCUGGAACUCACGGAUAGAAGGGAAUCAUGGACUGAAUGAAAAGAGAAAUUUCGAUUCAAGAAGUGAUAGCGUUUCAACAGAUAUGUCGGACACGGAAGCUGAUUCCACGGAUGUAAAAUUAUGGGAAACUGAAGAUAAUUUUGAAGAUGGACGUUUAUCAAUUAGCGAAUCAGAUUCUGAAGAAGACUGCUUAUCGGAUUUCAAAGGUGAAGAAAGAGGGGCUUGUUAUACUAAAAUGGAAGUUGCCAGAGUAGGCACCUCCCCGAGUUCAUUAUCAAUGUCCAAACACAGCUACCAUUACAAUAAUCUUAGUUUAUUAUCCAGAGAAAUUCCAACCACAAGAGAUUGAUUAUAUGUUGUAUUUCUUUCUUCUUCUUUUUUAGUAAUUCCAUUUGCUUAAUCUGGAGGGCAGCGGCUUUUGCGAAAUUGUAACGAGGGUUUGUCUUUCUUUUCUUUUCCUUUCAUUGUGGGGAGAGGUAACAAAAUAGUAUUCAUGGUAUGCUAUGUCUGUACCUCACUUUCGUCAAAGAAUUAGAAAAAUUCCCCGUGCAUUUGUAUAGAAGAAUCCGAGCGUUCUUUUUGAAA
This is a messenger RNA of Prosopis cineraria, 1672 nucleotides long. RefSeq lists its product as uncharacterized. Gene Ontology annotation, molecular function: RNA binding. The record is from RefSeq and is a predicted model, not a curated record. NCBI's taxonomy places the organism in Eukaryota, Viridiplantae, Streptophyta, Magnoliopsida, Fabales, Fabaceae.